Molecule: messenger RNA, 1970 nt
Organism: Schizophyllum commune H4-8
Lineage: Eukaryota; Fungi; Basidiomycota; Agaricomycetes; Agaricales; Schizophyllaceae
Exons: 1
Coding region: 177-1970 (597 amino acids)
Source: RefSeq, a predicted model, not a curated record
CCGCUUCAUCCCUCACCACGCCACUUAAAUUCAUCUUGCUCUGUGCAUCACACUCCUCGACACUUCUCUCGGUUUACUGCCGCUGUACUCAUCCGAAGUCGAGGAGCUCGAAGAACUCCAGAUAGAUCCCAAAAAAGCGCGGGAGAUCCUUGCCCUAUAGCCCUUCUCGCGAAACAAUGGACCAACUCAUGCUAGAGGACGUUCGGCUAUGCACCAACAUUUGUUCCAACUGCAACGCUUGUGUAUUCGCGCGUACCUAUACUGUCCCCGCGCGCCUUACAUCGUCACCACACAUCCCAUCACCACAGCAAGUCAGCGCUCUCAGUCAGCACCUCUGGAACGACGACGUCUCUCUCGCCAAUCACACUGCCGCCAUCAGGCGCACGCAUCAGAUGCUUGACCACCUCUAUUUUAACCGCUUGGUCUUGUUGAAGAGUGUCGAAAGCAAACGCGCGAUGCUCGCCCCAAUCCGCCGCCUUCCGCCAGAAAUCCUCACCAUGAUCAUUGCAUUCGCCAUUGCCGACUCGUUCGCUCAGUAUCCCGACAGCACCGUCAUUGCGCAGCACCCUGCUCUGCGAGUGUGCCGUCGCUGGCGAGAGCUUGGGCUUGCGGCGCCGCAAAUCUGGAAGAAGAUCGUGCUAUAUCCCCUGCACCUCCGGACCUGGCGGGAGACGCUCCUCAGCUGCGUGCAGCGCUCGAAGGACCUUCCUCUGGAUAUCCGCCUCGUCCGAUGCAACGCCGAAAUACCUUCCACGCUUGAGCGAGCGUGGAAGGACAGGGCGUCGAACAUCGAUCCUGGAUCGCUUGACGCGGUCGGGGAUGCUCUGCUCGCUUGUGCGCCUCGGUGGCGGUGUUUGCAGCUGGGCAACGUCCCUCUGCCGACUAGAUUAUGUCUUGGGGAAGAGCCUCCGCCUUUGUUGCAGCUCACGUCUCUUGUUCUGGGCGAGUCGCGCUAUGGACUUGCGCAUGGAUUGACCAGCAGAGACACGGGCCGAUCCUUGCCUGAGAACUUCUUCCUCAACUGUCCUGCGCUGAAGUAUGUGCGCAUCGGGGGACCCAAACACAACGGUCUCCACCUGCCUUGGUCACAGCUAGUCAGCCUUCACCUUGACGGAUGUCCACUCACCUACGAUAAGAGCGCUUGUCUGGACACCUUAAGGCAAUGCCUUUCACUUUGCUCUUUGGCCCUCGGCGCGACCACGGACUUCGAGCCUGCUCCAACAGACGCUCCUGUCGUACUCCUGAAGUUGCAAAAUCUUACUUUGCUAGGCUCUGCGAUCGAAGCUCUUCACCUGUUCAACGGCCCCGAGCUGCAAGCGAUAUCCCUUGUAAUCGACCCAUAUGAAUGGCCAAUCGAGGAGGAAGAACUGGAAUCCGCGCCUCACUAUGAAGCUCUGAUGCGAUUCGCCUCUUCGGCGCCAGCGACAUCUGCGCGCAUCACCCGGCUCAGUUUCGAGGUCUAUGCAUAUACUGCGCGGGACCUCAGCUUGAGUAAGCUGGCUCGCGCUUAUCCCAAUAUAUCUCAUCUGCGAUUGGACGACCAAGCAGGAACCACCGCUACUCGCACCCUCGCGAGCUUGGUCAAUACUAAACCCGAUGCCUGGCCCAUGCUGACCUCCCUAGAGCUUCCGGGGCUAUCCACUCGAGAGCUCGCAAACAAAGCGCUGAUUGCAGAAUUCCUGUACGGGCGUGUUCAGUGCCCGUCCGUGAAAGGUGUCAAGCUCGAGGAGAUCGAGGUGGAUAUCUGUUAUCCGAAUAAAGACAAGUUCUUCAUGGAGAAUGUGAGGCGCUCGGGAGUGAAGCUGUUUGCACGGCUUCCGAAGGAUAUGCAGCGUGCAUCUGCUUUUGGGAUGAUCCCUGAAGAGGAGUCGUUCAUAAUGGACAUUGAGCACACCGUGUUGGAGGAGGAGGAGAUACAACAUGCACAAGAAGACGUGUUCUACGCGAGCAACCCAUCCGAGGGCGGUUGA